This is a messenger RNA of Tripterygium wilfordii, 2176 nucleotides long. RefSeq names its product serine/threonine-protein kinase 38-like. Gene Ontology annotation, molecular function: ATP binding; protein serine/threonine kinase activity. Lineage: Eukaryota; Viridiplantae; Streptophyta; Magnoliopsida; Celastrales; Celastraceae. The record is from RefSeq and is a predicted model, not a curated record. The transcript is spliced from 13 exons. Gene Ontology annotation, biological process: intracellular signal transduction; peptidyl-serine phosphorylation. The coding region runs from base 145 to 1737 and encodes 530 amino acids.
CAUGUAAAUAGCGCCGAGUCCAACUUUUGCUUCGUUGUCGCAAUCACCAGAAUCCACAAACAAACAGGCCUCUCAGAGACAAAACAACAGAGAGAGGGAGCUUAAGAUAGAGAGAGAGAGAGAUUCUGGGAGUUAAAGAAAGAUAUGGAAAAUCGUGAGGAAGAUGGGGUGGGGCGGAUGGCGCGCAUGGAGGAGGACGAGACGGUGGGGUCGAGCUUGACCAUGGAGAGGGUGGCCGCGGCCAAGCAGUUCAUCGAGAACCAUUACAAGGCGCAGAUGAAGCACAUCCAACAACGGAAGGAAAGGCGCUCAGAGCUGGAAAGACAGUUUGCAUCUUUGGACGUUCCACAGGAGGAACAGAUUAAUCUACUGAAGGAUUUGGAGCGCAAAGAGACGCAGUAUAUGCGACUCAAAAGGCACAAAAUAUGUGCUGAUGAUUUUGACCUUCUAACCAUUAUUGGGAGAGGAGCUUUUGGAGAGGUUAGAUUGUGUCGGGAAAAGAAGUCCGGCAACAUAUAUGCCAUGAAAAAAUUGAAGAAGUCAGAAAUGCUUAGCAGGGGACAGGUUGAACAUGUAAAAGCUGAACGGAAUUUGCUCGCAGAAGUUGCCAGUCACUGCAUUGUGAAACUCUAUUACUCAUUUCAAGAUGCUGAGUACUUGUAUCUAAUUAUGGAGUAUCUGCCUGGUGGGGACAUGAUGACUUUACUGAUGAGGGAAGAGACCUUGACUGAAACUGUGGCUAGAUUUUACAUUGCACAGAGUGUUCUAGCCAUAGAAUCAAUUCAUAAACAUAACUACAUCCACAGAGACAUAAAACCUGACAACCUUCUGUUGGACAAAAAUGGUCACACGAAGCUAUCUGAUUUUGGUCUUUGCAAGCCUCUUGACUGCUCAAGUUUAUCUUCUAUAAAUGAAAAUGAAUUCCUAGAUGAUGAGAAUUUGCAUGAAUCAAUGGAUGUUGAUGGGUGCUUCCCUGAAGCUGGCAGUGGAAGGCCUUGGAAAAGCCCCCUUGAACAACUACAGCAUUGGAAGCUAAAUAAGAGAAAAUUGGCAUUUUCCACUGUCGGAACGCCAGACUAUAUAGCUCCAGAAGUGUUGCUGAAGAAGGGAUAUGGCAUGGAGUGUGACUGGUGGUCGCUUGGUGCUAUUAUGUAUGAGAUGCUUGUUGGUUAUCCCCCAUUUUACUCGGAUGAUCCAGUGACAACUUGCAGAAAGAUUGUGCAUUGGAGAAAUCACUUAAAAUUUCCAGAGGAGGCUAGAUUGACACCUGAAGCAAAGAAUCUGAUUUGCAGGUUGCUUUGUGACGUUGAACAUAGGCUCGGUACUUUAGGGGCAGACCAAAUUAAGGCACAUCCUUGGUUCAAAGAUGUCAUAUGGGACAAACUCUAUGAGAUAGAGGCAGCCUAUAAACCUGAGGUCAACGGAGAACUUGAUACUCAGAAUUUUAUGAAGUUUGAUGAUGAGGUUGAACCUCCAAGGCCUGCAAGAGCAGGAUCUGGACCCAUGAGGAAGAUGUUGCUAACUCAAGAUCUUAGUUUUGUUGGCUACACAUACAAAAAUUUUGAGGCUGUCAAAGGGUUACACCAUUCUUUUGAUAUAAAAAGGAGCAUGUCACCGAUGCGGUCAUCCACCGACUCUUUCCACAGUGAUUCUGCUGUGGACUACUCUUCCAAAUGCUCAAAUGACGAGACAGAAUUGCAAAUGCUUGCAUCGUCAGAGGAUACCAUGUCACAAUGAGUCAGCGACAUUUUUUAUGUUAAGCAAGCGUGUUGUGUAAUGGCUCUGAUAUACCCUCGCAUGAAGAUGUUGGGUCUACCUGCUUAUGUUUCAGUCAGGUUUUGCCCGCAUUUGCAAUGCAAGUCAUGUUGCAUGUUUACAGAAGUUCUAAGUGUACAGUGAUAUUGGAUGAAUUUUGUCUUUAAUAGGUUGUAGUCGUCUUUCAAGAGAAUAUUGAGGUCCUAACUACCCAGGCUGGCAGACUGAUAUGCCUUCUCUUGUGGCAGUUUCUGGCCCUUUACCUCUUUUUUUGGCAAACUGUAUCGAUAGUUUGGGGUUUUUCGCUGCAAAUAAUAGAUCUUCUCUAUUUGCAAUUUGCACGAUUUUGAUUUGUGUUAUAUGCUGAACACGAUUACUUUGUACUGACACAUUCUUUUGAUAAUGUAUACUUUUUUGGGCA